AUUUUCUGUUUAGCUAUGCAGUGUUUCAUUUACGUUUCGUAGCGCGUUUUUAUGUGUAGCCCCCACAGUUAGACAUCAAAUCAACGACAAGCACAACAUUAACAACAACAACAGCAGCAGAAAACAACAACGGGCACAUCUAACGCUGCAGCUAACAGAUGAGCCCCAACAACAGAUGUCAAUUGCUGCAGCCGAAAAUGCAGGGCUUAGCCCAGGUGACUUACCAGAUCAUUGGGCCUCAGGUACAGCAACAACUAACGGCAGAGCCGCAGCAGCAGCAGCAACAGCCACAAGCAACAAGCACAGCAGCAACAUCAACAGCAACACGAACAGCAACAGCAACAGCUACAACAACAACAGCAACUCAGUUUGCAAUCUGCCGCGCUCAUCGCCGGCCGCUGCGACCGCAGCCGUUACAAUCCCAGCCACUGGCGGUAGCGUGGUAACUGGCCCGGGCCCCGUCCCGGCACCGGUGGCGCAGCUGCAACACGGAUUGGCGCCCAGCACGCCACUGCAGCGCGCGACGGCAGCGAGCGGAGGCGCUGGUAUUGCCGGCGCAUUGGGCGUUACAGGCGCCUCCCCCUCACCAGCAGCAGUUGCCGCUGCGGCAGCCGCAGCAGCAGCUGCCAACAAUCUGCUCACGCUGCCGCAACAGCAGCAACAGCUCCUCUACCAGCAGCAUCAGCAGCAACAGCAGCAGCAGCAACAGCUCAACUCCCAUCAUUCGCAUCAUAGCAAGGCAGCGGCUGCCGCCGCAACGGCGCAUAUUGCAGCUGCGCUGCAGCGAUCGGCCGCCAUUAUGAAUGCGGUGGCAUCGCCGAUUCCAGCCAACUCAGCGACGCCGGGUCGCAAGAUACGCCGCAAAACGGAUACAAAAGUUAAUUUGCCUCAAUCACAGAUAAACAAAUGCAACAAUGAGAAACGCCGACGUGAAAUGGAAAAUAAUUACAUUGAGCAGCUCUCCGAGUUUUUGCAGCUCAAUAAGCGUGGAGAUAUGACAUCAACGAAACCGGAUAAGGCGGCAAUAUUAAAUCAAGUGGUUCGAACGUAUCGUGAUAUUUGUGACAAAGGCCAAAGCCGUGAUAUAUCCUCAACAUCUACCAAUAAUAACAACAACUCCACAACAACGACCAACAACAACAACAACAACAAUAACAAUAACAACAAUAAUAACAACAACAACAAUAGCCACAAACCGCAAGCAACCUCAACGCGCUGCACCCGCUGUGCCACCGACAACUGCUCGAUACACCCUGUGCAACAGGGUGAGGUCUCCUCAACGGAGCCACCAUUGCCAGAGCCAUCGCUGCUGAACGGUCAAGUGCCUGAAAUAUCCGCUUACUUCGAAGCGCUCGAGCACUAUAUCAGCUCGGUGGGUUGGGUCCUGCUGCAGGUGAACGCGAACGGCAUCAUUGAGUCCUGCACGCAGAACAUACGCGAACUGAUCGGCUAUGAGAAGCAGGAGCUCUUCCACCAGCCGCUCUAUAUGUACCUCUAUGCGGGGGAUCACGCCAAACUGGAGCCAAUCAUAAACAACAUGUACAGCAGCAGCGGACCAGGCGGUGGAGGAGCCGCCGGUGGAGGCGGUGGAGGAGGCAACGGAUCAGGCGCUGGCUCGGCUGGCGGCUGGGGCGAUCUCGAUGAGCUGAACAAUGGAAAUGCCUCACAGCAAUCGGCUGGCUCCAAUUCCAGUUCCAGUGCUGGCAAUGGCGCCGGAGGUGCAAGUAAAUCGAAACGCAGCAUUUCCACCAAGGUGCGCAUGCUAGUCAAGGACACACGCCCGGCCACACAGACCUCCUCCAAUUGCGAUGCCAUGGACCAGAAGCCGCUCAGGCAGUCCGGACACCAGGACAAGUAUGAAGAGGUCGUGUUGAUAGCGGCGCCAGUAAAGGAUGACGCCGAUGCGAGCAGCUCAGUGCUGUGCUUGAUCACACGACCGGAGGAUGAGUCGCCGCUGGAGAUCAAUAUGCAGCAGCAUGUGCAUCAGCAGCCCAUCGAGCAGAUGACCUUCAAGCUGGACGCACAUGGCAAAAUACUCAGCCUGGAUGCGACGGCGCUGCGUGAGCCGUUCAAGCAGCAUCUGCAGACGUGGGUGGGCCGCCUGUGGCAGGAUCUGUGCCAUCCGCACGAUCUGUCCACGCUCAAGGCGCAUCUGCGGGAUAUACAAGAAUCGAUUGCCGUGCAUUCACCUGGCAGCUCUGGCGGUGGUCCAACCAAUGCUGGCUCCAUAUCGAAUGUUAUAUCACGUCCAUUUCGCCUGCGCCUCGGCGCACCCGAUGUCUAUGUCCAUGUGAAGGCCAAUUCGAGACUCUUCCUCAAUCAGACGCCCGGCGAGAGCGACUUCAUCAUGUCCGUGCAGACGCUGCUCAACUCCGAGAACGAUAUGAAUUGCAACAAUACGGGCUCAGGCUCAGGCUCGGGCGUAGGCGUGGGAGUGGGCGUGGGCGUGGGCGUGGGUGGCGGCUUGGGCUUGAGCCAAAUGUGCGCCAUGUCGCCGGGCGCCUCGUUGGCCAGCUCGCUGGUCAACACGCUUUCCAUGGAGGCGCUGGGGCACAGCUCCUCCACAUCCUCGGUGGCGCAAACGCUGCUGCCCACACAUCUGCUCGGCGGCCUCGUUGGCGGCGGACAGCACAACAACAACAACAGCAACAGCGGCAGCAGCGGCAGCAACAACAGCACACAAACCACCAAUGUGGGUGGACCGCUGAUGAGCUCGGCGAUCAUCAAUGGCAGCGGCAUGCAACAGCGUCUGGGCAAUGCCGGCGGCUCCUCGGCCAACUCCUCGGCGGCGACGCUGGUCAAUGCGUUCACCGCCUCGCCGGCGCCCGGAGAGCAUUUCACGUAUGGCAGCGAUGCGUUUGAGUUUGAUAUUGCACAUUCCUCGUUCGACAUUGAUCCCAGCGGUGGGGUUGGCGCCUGGACCGAUUCACGGCCCAAUUCGCGCGCCUCCGUUGCGACACCUGUCAGCACACCGCGUCCGCCCUCGGGGCAUGGAUUUAGUCCGGCGGUGUGCGCCUCGCCGGCCACGCCCUAUCAAUUGUCCUCGCACUCAGCUGCGAGUUUGCCCUCGCCGCAGUCAAAUGCCAGCGCCGGCGCCGGCGGCAGCUACGGUUUCAAUUUUCACUCCUACGAUCCGGCGGACACCAAACCGGACAAAGAGCUACAACAACAGCAACAGCAGCAGCAGCAGCAGCAGCAGCAGCAGCAAAGCAACAACAACAACAAUGGCAGCAACAACAACAAUGCGCUUAUGGGCGGCGGUCUGCCAAAUGGCGUCGGCGGCCUGCUGCUCAGCCAGCAACAGCAUCAACAACAGCAGCAACAACAACAACAGACGCCACCACUGCAGGAAUCGUCGGAGCGACUGCGUCAUCUGCUGACCAAAUCGCAGAGCCUGGCCAGUGGCCUAGGCGGCGGCGGUCUUGGAGAUGAGGAGAAGUACUUUAAGCAGGAGUGCAGCGAGGAUGAGAAGCUCAAUGUCGGGCCAAUUGGCGGUCCAGCGGGCAGCUUCAAAAUGGGCGGCCAGCCGAGUCAAAUGGGCUUAUUUCCACCAAUUGGACGCGGCGGCGGAAGUGCCACGCUGUUGCAGAAGGCGGGCAACUCACAGAAUCCCAUGCUGCUGAAGCUGCUAAACGAGAAGAGCGAGGAGGAUGAUGGCAGCAGUGGCACAGGCCCGGGCGGCCCCGGUGUCCUUAGCAAUACGCGGCAGAGCGAGCUAAUGCGUCAGCUGCAGAAGGAUGAUGGCGGCAACCAUGGACCUGGCCACGGCAUGCUGGGCGGCAGCGGUGCCAGCGGUGGCGGCAACAUGAGCAACGAGGAUCUCAAGCGCAUGCUAAAAAUCCAAAGCGAUCCGGCCAUGAGUCGCAAGCGUUCGCUCAACGAGCCCGACGACGACAUCUCGGCCAAGCGCUCCGAGGAUAAGCCCAGCAAGCUGUGCAGCCAAAACAAGAUGCUGGCGAAGCUGCUCCAGAAUCCGCCAAAGCUGCCCAAAGCGCCCAAUCCGGAGCAGCCGCUACAAGUGAAAACCCUGCCGGACAUAACCAGCUCCACGGUGAACAAUGUGAGCAGCUCGCUGGCGGCGCCGGGCAACCUAAUUAGCGCCGGCAGCACCGGACCCAAGGCGGCGGCAGCAGCUAAUAGUCGGCAGCAACAGCAACAACAGCAGCAGCAACAACAGCAGCAGCAGCAACAACAGCAGCACCAACAACAGCAGCAGCAACAGCAGCAGCAGCACCAGCAACAGUCAACGCCACAGCAAAACGAUGUCUACCUCAGCCAGCAGCAGCUUGCAUACCAGCAGCAGCAACAGCAGCAGCAACAGCAACAGCUGGCGACCACAGCAACUACCUCACUUACCACAGCGGCCUCAACGUCAGCGGCUGCGGGGCCCGAUACGGAGCUGUCCAAGCUGCUGGACAGCGUUAUGGACUAUUAUACGGAUGACACGCCCAUUGUGCCCGCAGCUCCCUCAGAGGCUUCAGCCAUCAGUGACAUACAAAAGUCGUUGAUGCUCGAUGUGGAAAUUGCCACGUUUGGCGGCAUAAAUCAGCAUUUGCUCAUGUCACAGCAGCAACAGCAACAGUUGCUAGUACAGCAGCAACAGCAGCAGCAGCAGCAACAACAACAACAGCAGCAACAGCAACGUCAGCAACAUCUGCAGCCGCCUGCCUAUCCAGGCAUGUUGAGUCUACAGCAACAGCAUCAACAACAGCAGCAGCAACAGCAACAGCAGCAACAGAACCAGCAGCAGCAGCAGCAGCACUUGCUGCGCCAACAACAGCAACAGUUGCUGGAGGCCAUGCGCAAUCAGCCCUUUCAACGCCCACCGCCCAUGUAUCCGGUGCGCAAUCGCGGCCCCAUGAAUGCCGUUGCCACGCCCGGCGGUGGCGUUGUGCUGCCCAAUCAGCAGAUGCGCAACAUGCGCCAGCAACAGCAGCAGCAAAAGGAGCGACUGCUGCAGCAGCAGCAAAAGCAACAGUUGCUGGUGCCCGAAAAUGCCACUGGCAUCAAUGCGGGCAUCAACAACAUUGGCUCACUGAUGAACACAACUGUGGCGCCUAAUGUGUCGCUCUCCAGGACCAAUCUGCCAGCGGAUGCGCAACUGAGUCCCAACUUUGCGCAGACCCUGAUGCAGCAGCAGCUCAGCCCCGGGCGCAGUGCACCCUACAGUCCGCAGCCAAAUCAAGGCUAUGCGCCGCAGUUUGCUCAAAAUGCACAGCGUCUGUCGCCGCUGCAGCAGCAGCAGAAUCCUCAACAGCAGCAGCAACAGUUGGCGUACCUGCAACAGCAGCAGCAGCAGCAGCAGCAACAGCAACAACAGGCGGGCGACGGCGGACGCUCCAAUACGCCGUUUGGCAGUGGCUCCGGCCUGCAAUCGCCUGGCAUGCAGAACAGUCCACAGCAGUGGCCCACAGGCGGUGGCAACGCGGGAGCUGGUGGUGGUGCAGGUGGUGCUGUUGGCGGACCGGGUGGACCGCUGCCUGCCGGCAAUGCCGGACGCUCACUGCAGCAGCACAAUAAUCCCUUGCUCAUUGCGCAGCUGCAGAGCAACUACAAUGCGCGUCAGUAUCAGCAGCAGAGCCAGCAGCGUCGCGGCCUCAACUCACCCGGCGCCGUUGGACCUGUCGGCGUCGGCAACAAUGCGGCAGCGGCGGCGGCGGCGGCACUGCAGCGGCAGAACUCUUUCCAGGCUCAGGGCGGCGGCGGUGCAACCACGCCCGAUGGCAGCACCGGACCAGGUGGCGUUGGCCUGGGCGUUAGUUUUGGCGGCCCACAGUCACCCUACGGCGGCAGCGCAGCGGCCAAUGUGUUCCAGCAACAGCAGCUGCAGCGCCUGCAGCGGCAGAGCAGCGUGCCGCAGGCGACGCAACAUUUGCCAGGCUCAACGCGUUUCGGUUUGUCGCCUGGCAACAACAACAACAACAACAACAACAACAGCGGCAACAACCACAGCAAUCACAAUGAUAGUGCAGCUGCCGCCGCUAGUCAACAGCAGCAGCAACAACAACAGCAGCAGCAGCAACAGCAACAACACCAACACCAACACCAGCAACAACAACAACAGCAGCAGCAACAGCUGAUGAACGGCAUGAGCAUGUCCCCUCAUCCGGCCAUGAUGGGCGUGGGCGGCAUGGGCAGCGGCGGUGGCAACGGCAUCAUAGGGCUGGGCGGUGGCGGCGGCGGCGGCGGCGGUUAUGCAGCCCUCGCUGCCUAUGGUCAGGCACAGCAGGCGAAUGAUUUCUAUGGUCGAGCGCAGACCGCUGGCAACGGCGGCGGCGUAGCUGGUGGCAAUGCCAAUUCGGAGUUUGUCAAGCAGGAGCUGCGCGCGGUGGUCAGCGUGCGGGCCCAGCAGGCGGCUGCGGCAGCCACGGGCGGCGUUGUCGGCGUUGGCGGUGCGGGCGUGGCACAACGGGGUCAGACACCGCAGAGUCCGCUGCAACAGGGACCAAUGAUUGGCGGCGGCAAUAGUACAAAUUCCAUGGGCAAUGUCACGCCCACUGGCAGCGGCAGCAGCGGCAAUCCAAUGCUCAACACACCGCCAGAUCCAACGCUGGGCUUUAGCUUCGAGACGCCGGACUUCUUUACAAGCAGCGCCACGAGGUGACCCUAAGGAGCCUGAGCAAAACCCAAGGACUUAAGAACAACAACUGCUAAACAACAUCAACAACAACAAUUCAUGUUCUUCAAACGCAUUUAAGGCUCUCAGAACGUUUUUCCUUUAAGAAAAAAAAAACACUAAAUGAAAUGAAAGUCGCAGCAUUUUUGUUAAAACAUAAA
This is a messenger RNA of Drosophila novamexicana, 6777 nucleotides long. RefSeq names its product nuclear receptor coactivator 3 (gene tai). The record is from RefSeq and is a predicted model, not a curated record. Lineage: Eukaryota; Metazoa; Arthropoda; Insecta; Diptera; Drosophilidae. Gene Ontology annotation, biological process: cellular response to hormone stimulus; positive regulation of transcription by RNA polymerase II. Bases 176 to 6604 code for a protein of 2142 amino acids. Gene Ontology annotation, molecular function: protein dimerization activity; nuclear receptor binding. Gene Ontology annotation, cellular component: nucleus. The transcript is spliced from 15 exons.